Nycticebus coucang (slow loris) is the source of this 3702-nucleotide messenger RNA. RefSeq names its product SKI family transcriptional corepressor 1 (gene SKOR1). Gene Ontology annotation, molecular function: RNA polymerase II cis-regulatory region sequence-specific DNA binding; DNA-binding transcription factor activity, RNA polymerase II-specific; SMAD binding. Lineage: Eukaryota; Metazoa; Chordata; Mammalia; Primates; Lorisidae. Gene Ontology annotation, biological process: negative regulation of BMP signaling pathway; negative regulation of transcription by RNA polymerase II. Bases 94 to 2988 code for a protein of 964 amino acids. Gene Ontology annotation, cellular component: transcription regulator complex; nucleus. The transcript has 9 exons. The record is from RefSeq and is a predicted model, not a curated record.
GAAGUCCGGGCUUGAAGACCCUGGCCGGCAGGACCGGCUGCGAGGGUAGCGGAAGGCACACGGAUCUGGGCGCUGGAAAGCCUGGAUUUGGCAAUGGCUUUGCUGUGUGGCCUUGGGCAAGUCACUCUGCGUCUCUGGGUCCCACUUUUUCCCCAGUCUGAAAACAGGAUUGGGUUCCAAGCAGCUCCGGCAUUCCAGAGGAGCGGCGGCAUGGAGGCUCUUAGCACUCAGCUGGGGCCGGGGCGCGAGGGCAGCUCUUCGCCCAACUCCAAGCAGGAGCUGCAGCCCUAUUCGGGCUCCAGCGCUCUCAAACCCAACCAGGUGGGAGAGACGUCCCUGUACGGGGUGCCCAUCGUGUCUCUGGUCAUCGACGGCCAGGAGCGCCUGUGCCUGGCGCAGAUCUCCAACACCCUCCUCAAGAACUACAGCUACAAUGAGAUCCACAACCGCCGCGUGGCCCUGGGCAUCACGUGCGUGCAGUGCACGCCGGUGCAGCUGGAGAUUCUGCGUCGGGCCGGGGCUAUGCCCAUCUCCUCACGCCGCUGCGGCAUGAUCACCAAGCGUGAGGCCGAGCGCCUCUGCAAGUCGUUCCUGGGUGAGCACAAGCCCCCCAAGUUGCCCGAGAACUUCGCUUUCGAUGUGGUGCAUGAGUGUGCGUGGGGCUCGCGCGGUAGCUUCAUCCCCGCGCGUUAUAACAGCUCUCGCGCCAAGUGCAUCAAGUGCGGCUACUGCAGCAUGUACUUCUCGCCUAACAAGUUCAUCUUCCACUCACACCGCACGCCCGACGCCAAGUAUACGCAGCCCGACGCCGCUAACUUCAACUCGUGGCGCCGUCACCUCAAACUCAGUGACAAGUCGGCCACAGAUGAACUGAGCCACGCUUGGGAGGACGUCAAGGCCAUGUUCAACGGCGGGACGCGCAAACGGACCUUCUCGCUGCAAGGAGGCGGUGGAGGCGGCUCUAAUAGCGGGUCGGGUGCGCAGGGGAAAGGUAGUGCAGGCGGCGGUGGCGGUGGCGGGCCGGGGUGUGGUGCGGAGAUGGCCCCAGGCCCGCCGCCCCAUAAGAGUCUGCGCUGUGGUGAAGAUGAGGCCGCCGGUCCUCCCGGACCUCCUCCUCCCCAUCCACAGCGGGGUCUUGGCCUCGCGACUGGAGCUAGCGGCCCAGCGGGUCCUGGAGGGCCUGGUGGCGGUGCUGGCGUACGCAGCUACCCGGUGAUCCCAGUGCCCAGCAAAGGCUUUGGCCUCUUGCAAAAGCUGCCCCCGCCGCUUUUCCCGCAUCCUUACGGUUUCCCCACCGCCUUCGGCCUAUGCCCCAAAAAGGACGACCCAGUGUUAGGCGCAGGAGAGCCUAAGGGCGGCCCUGGCACUGGGAGCGGCAGCGGCGCGGGUGCUGGUGGGGGAGCAGGGGCCCCGGGAGCUGGCCACUUGCCCCCGGGAGCAGGGGCGGGCCCAGGCAGCGGUGCUAUGUUCUGGGGACAUCAACCCUCCGGGGCAGCUAAGGACGCAGCGGCCGUGGCGGCAGCCGCUGCUGCCGCCACCGUGUACCCGACGUUUCCCAUGUUCUGGCCAGCGGCUGGCAGCCUCCCAGUGCCGCCCUAUCCGGCUGCACAGAGUCAAGCCAAGGCCGUGGCGGCCGCUGUGGCGGCGGCAGCGGCAGCAGCGGCAGCAGCUGCUGGUGGCAGCGGCCCAGAGCCCCUGGACAGUGCUGAGCCAUCCAAAGAGGGUGGCCUAGUCGCGGAAGAGCGCUGCCCUAGCGCUCUGUCCCGUGGGCCGCUGGACGAAGAUGGCGCGGACGAGGCGCUGCCACCGUCCCUGGCCCCGCUGCCACCGCCCCCGCCGCCACCCGCACGCAAAGGCUCCUACGUGUCAGCCUUCCGGCCGGUGGUCAAAGACGCCGAGAGCAUUGCCAAGCUCUACGGCAGCACCCGCGAGGCGUACGGCCCUGGGCCUGCUCGCGGUCCGGGACCGGGCACCGGGACCGGCGGCGGCUACGUGAGUCCGGACUUUCUGAGCGAGGGCAGCUCCAGCUACCAUUCUGCCUCUCCCGACGUGGACACUGCGGACGAGCCCGAGGUGGACGUGGAAUCCAACCGCUUCCCAGACGACGAGGGCGCUCAAGAUGAGACCGAGCCCAGCGCACCUAGCUCUGGAGGUGGCCCAGACGGUGACCAGUCAGCUGGGCCCCAGUCCGCAUCCUCCUCGGGGGCAGACGGUCUCACAGACUCUCCUGACGGAGGCGGCAGCCCUUGCCCCCGGCGCCGCCUAGGGCCACCCCCAGCCGGCCGGUCAGCAUUCGGGGACUUGACGACCGACGACGUGGUGCGGAGACCUGAGAGGAGCCCACACAGCGGCGGCUACGAGCUGCGAGAGCCUUGCGGGCCCCUGGGAGGCCCCGCGCCGGCCAAGGUGUACGCGCCCGAGAGGGACGAGCACGCGAAGAGCGCGGCGGCGGCUCUGGGGCCCGCGGCCUCCUACCUCUGCACCCCCGAGACCCACGAGCCAGAGAAGGAAGACAAUCACUCGACUGCCGAAGAUUUGGAAACGAGGAAAUCCUACCCAGACCAAAGGAGUAUCUCUCAGCCAAGUCCUGCAAAUACAGACCGAGGCGAAGAUGGGCUCACCCUGGAUGUCACAGGAACUCAGCUGGUGGAGAAAGACAUCGAGAACCUGGCUAGAGACGAAUUGCAAAAACUGCUCCUGGAGCAAAUGGAGCUCCGCAAGAAACUGGAACGAGAAUUUCAGAGUCUCAAAGAUAAUUUUCAGGAUCAAAUGAAGAGGGAAUUGGCUUAUCGAGAAGAAAUGGUGCAACAGCUGCAAAUUGUCAGAGAUACCCUCUGUAACGAACUCGACCAGGAGCGGAAGGCGCGCUACGCCAUCCAGCAGAAAUUGAAAGAAGCCCACGACGCCCUGCACCACUUCUCCUGCAAGAUGCUGACGCCCCGCCACUGCACUGGCAACUGCUCCUUCAAGCCCCCGCUGUUACCCUAGGGCCGCCCGACCGCGCCCACGCGCCCUCAAGCCAUGCUGCUCCCUCUUGUAAAUAACCGCUGCCGCGGCUGCCCAGAGCCAGGAACAAGCCAUUCGGACGUGACCGAUGUCAAUACAGCAGCCAGUCCGCCCGCCCUCCGCCUGGGCGCCCCGGGCCUUGGCCGCCCCCUCUCGGGCGUCCCAGUCCAGAGACCUGACUCGGUUUCCAAGUGUAAAUACCGCCUGGCCCCUCGGUUGAACUCCAGGGCAUCGGACCUCUGGGGGUUAAGUGGACCAAUGGGGAGAAGAAAAGGGAGGGGGACCACUCCCCUCCCGCCCCCUACCCCGUGUACAGCCUCAGACCCCGAUUGUGAAUACAGUGUAGCAACUUCGCUGGCACCGGCCUGCUCUCCCAGUCCCGUCCACUUCUGAAACUAUCGUUCCUAAUGACAAAGUGGCUAUGUGCAAUGGAUAUAAAUGUACUGUGAGUCUCUUGGUUCAGUAUUAGUUCACUUUAUUUAUGCUGUAAGUUAUUUUGCUUCCUUCUCCUGGACCUACUUCCAGUCCCACUUUACAUUCCCCUUUGGAUUUUGCUUUAUUUUUUGUUGUAACCUCUUGAUGUAACAGCACUUUAAAAGAGCGACAACUGACUCACGUGAUGGCGACCACCUGGAGUCUGUUUGGGGAGACCACCCUGUACCCGUGACUUUUGUUUUUAAUAAAAAAAAAAAAACU